This is a messenger RNA of Bombina bombina (fire-bellied toad), 2318 nucleotides long. It is a transcript of the gene CALHM4, whose product is annotated as calcium homeostasis modulator family member 4. NCBI's taxonomy places the organism in Eukaryota, Metazoa, Chordata, Amphibia, Anura, Bombinatoridae. Bases 479 to 1453 code for a protein of 324 amino acids. Gene Ontology annotation, molecular function: monoatomic cation channel activity. The transcript is spliced from 2 exons. The record is from RefSeq and is a predicted model, not a curated record.
UUAUAAUAAAUAUUCCCCUGGAGUUUAGAACAGCUAGGUUCCAAUUUAAAAUGUGGUCAUCACUAUCAAAAAUUUCUGAUCAGAUAAAAAUGUGCUAGUUCUUUGUAACUAAAACAAUUUGGUUAACUUCCUAGUUAAUGUACUAUAAUUAUAUUUUAACUAUUAGAACUAAUUUUCUUACGAAUUUUCAAAAAGUUACUCUGCAAAUUUUUACAAGAUAUGUGAGAUUGGACAGAAAAAAAAUAACUGAGGUUUUACUCCCCUAAACAAAAGACGAUACAUUCUCUCACGUGGUUUCCAUAUACUGUGAUCCCUGUGGCAAAAAAGUAAAGGAAAUGGGCGUUCUGAAAAUAAGGGAGGACUUGCAAAAAAAUAGGCACACCCAGAAACUUAACUUAUCUCCAGCGUACAACAUCAGCAAUAUUUCAGGUUUGACAAAAAAGUGCUGUAGAUAGAAUCAGAAAAACUACUCUGCAAAAUGAGUCUAUCUACUUUGAUUUCCUACCUAAAAAGCAGAGAAUCAAUCAUUUUCAAUGGAUUGGUUGCCCUCUUGACUGUUGGUGGCCAGCAACUCUUCUCCUUUUUUGCGUUCAGUUGCCCCUGCAGUGACAGGAAAAAUCUUAACUAUGGACUUGCUUUCCUUGGUGUCCCUGCAUUGAUCCUGCUGAUUGUGGGAUUUGUGUUCAAUGACAAUACCUGGAGGCUGUUUACUGCAUCCACCACCGAUUACUCUCUUCAGGAGAGAAGCGCACAGAGCCUACUGAUGAGGUAUAAAUUGAUCUGUUUUGUACUUGGCAAUAUUUUAGGCAGAGCCCUGGUGGCCCCCAUCACAUGGCUAGCGGUCACACUGCUAAAUGGUUCCUACUAUGUUUGUGCAGCUAGUGAGUAUGCAAGUGUGGAGCAGUUUGAUUUCUUCAAAAAAAUGUCCCCUGAUGACCGGAGGAACCUUCUUGCUAAAUUCCCAUGUGUUCAACUUGUACCGGCAAAUCUAUCGACCAUCAGAGAAGAAGUGCUGCUAGAACUCAAGUACCAGUCUCAGGUGGCUGGAUGGCUGUUGGUAGCAGUUGUGACGGUUGCUAUAUUCAUUAUCCUUUGCGUAGCAAGAUGUUGUAGUCCUCUCACCUACCUUCAUCUCCGGUACUGGACAAACUAUGUGAAUAAUGAGCAGAAUCUCUUUGAGCAAACAGCAGACCAGCACUCCAAGAUCUAUGCUAUGCAAAACAUCAAGAAGUUCUUUGGAUUUUUACCCGGGAGUAAGAAUAUUACUGAGAUCCGCAUUCCGUCUCGUUGGGACUGGAGAGCCAUUUCUGGACUUGAUCUUCUCAAGGUGGUCACUGAUGAGCACUGUAACUACAGUCUUCUCCAUACAUGGGCAGAAGAGGAUCCUACAGAUGGGAAAUAUCUCCCUAUUGAUGUAGAGCCAACCUCUGAAACUGCACCAGUGACAUCAUAAAUGAGCUCCCGAAUUGCCAUUUUUAGUUACUUUUCAAGUAAUCCCAUAUCUAUUAAAAUGGGAUAAUAUAUAGUUUUAUUGAAUUAAAACAGACUAGAUGUAAUACAUAUAUUUUUCAUCCAUAAAUAACAAAACACUAAGCAAAAUUUGUUGCCCAGUUUCUGGAUAAUGUUGUACACCGUGUAGUUUGUUGAUAAGAGUAUUUUCACUCAGAAUGUUAAAGUAAAUGUACGUGUUAAUUGCUAAAUAGUAAAUCAACUGUUGGUUGUGGGGGGGGUUCAUGUUUUGUUUUUCAAAAUGUGGUCAUUGACUGUUAGAUUUGAAAUAAGAGUAAAAUCUUUGUAACAUUUGCUUUAUAUUUUCAGGACAAUGAAAAUGUUGCUUUAUAUACUGAAUAUCCACACACAAAAGCCGUAGACACUACCAAUUCCAUACAAAAUUUGCUUUUUUUCUUUAAAAAAAAAAGUUAGUUCUGUUUUUGUGAGGACGUUCAUUUUGUAUUCACCAUGCUUCUAAUGCCGAUGUAGACUAAAUGUACAAUAUGAUAGUAGAUAUAUAAUGAAAAAUUCCUUCUGAUUCAAUUUGCUGUCCAUUUUGAAUCUAACUUUUAUGUUCCUUGAUGAAUACUUUUUAUUUUUUGUAUUAUUUGGUUAGGAAAUUCACAAGUACUUGCUUUGUUUCCAAUUAUCUUUAUUUGAAGCCCUGCCUGCAAGUCACAUAAUUUGAAAGUCACUACUAAGGCCUGGGUUUUUGUGUUUUAACCCCUUUGCUACAGGAAAUUUCAGAACAAUAUUUGGCGGAGGAUUUUUAGCAGUUUUGCUAUCACUCAGUUUAAAAAUAAAUAAAGCCUUUUGUUUUUGAUUUA